GCUAUUCGUCCGAAUCUGUAUUUUAUUAUACGCAAACUACGAUUGCCGAACUCGUCAUUCGUUCAGCUGAAUAAUAAGCGGGUUAACCGGCGAACUGAGUAUAUAGUCUCUACCACUGUUUCAUAGUUUCCUUUGAGCACCACACGGCAAAAAAAAUACAAAGUGUAAAAAUGUUUGUACAAACCGCCUCACGUAUCGCUCCAGUUGCAAGAACCGCUAUCAGCGGAUCAUUCAUGCGACCAUUGAGCAGUGCUGUCAUCAGCCAAAGUCAAACAUUAGCUGCUCAAAACACAACUCCAGUGGCCCUUCUCCCACAAAUGCGGUCAUUCCAAACUACAGCCGUGACUCGCGAUAUCGAUUCAGCUGCUAAAUUCAUUGGUGCUGGUGCCGCUACCGUUGGUUGUGCUGGCUCAGGUGCUGGUAUUGGAACAGUUUUCGGAUCUCUCAUCAUUGGUUAUGCCAGAAAUCCAUCACUUAAACAACAACUUUUCUCCUAUGCCAUCUUGGGAUUCGCUUUGUCCGAAGCCAUGGGUCUUUUCUGUCUCAUGAUGUCGUUCUUGUUGCUCUUCGCUUUCUAAGGAAUUCAUCAUUAGUUUUCUAAUUCAACAACAAUACAAAACAAAACAUAAAAAAAAAACAGAUACAAAAAAUGAAUUAAUAUGCAUCCAACAACAGAAAACAACUACAAAUGAGAAAUUAACAAAUUCGCAAAAACAAAAAAAAUUGCAAGAAGAAGAAAAAAAACUGAAUUCAGAGAAAUGAUCCAAAUCAUCAUUGGACCGUUUUAGUAGAUCGCGUGGACAUCGGCAGAGGCGGAAUGAACGGGAUACAAAAGUCAGAUACUGUCAAAUGUAAACCGUUUUUCUUUUAUUUAAACGAAUUCGAUAUUUGUUCAAAUUCAGCCUGUUAUUUUCUGUUUUAAUUCAAUUUAAACCUGAAUAAAAUGAGAACCGAUUCGAAAAGAUAGCACAAUUGACGCCGUCUAUAAUUCAAAUUCCAAUUAAACAGCAUGCGAAUCACACAGUA
This is a messenger RNA of Contarinia nasturtii (swede midge), 1026 nucleotides long. It is a transcript of the gene ATPsynC, whose product is annotated as ATP synthase lipid-binding protein, mitochondrial. The coding region runs from base 171 to 578 and encodes 135 amino acids. Gene Ontology annotation, molecular function: proton transmembrane transporter activity. The record is from RefSeq and is a predicted model, not a curated record. Lineage: Eukaryota; Metazoa; Arthropoda; Insecta; Diptera; Cecidomyiidae. Gene Ontology annotation, biological process: proton motive force-driven ATP synthesis; proton transmembrane transport. The transcript is spliced from 4 exons.